Molecule: messenger RNA, 678 nt
Organism: Aegilops tauschii subsp. strangulata
Lineage: Eukaryota; Viridiplantae; Streptophyta; Magnoliopsida; Poales; Poaceae
Source: RefSeq, a predicted model, not a curated record
AUGGCCACCUCAUCGCCGCGCCCGUCACCGGACCGCAUCCCCGUCUCCGUCGAUCGUCCCCGUCCUCCUCCCCACGGGUCGCCCCCGAGCCUCGACGCCCAUGUGCCCCUGCAAACGCCGGUGAGGCCCUCGGCCUCCGCCUCCCCUUCCUUUCGUCUGCGGUCACCGCGCUCGUCCACCUCGCGCCCGUGCAGUCCGCUCGCCUCCGCCCCGUCUCUGCCUUGCGGUCGAGCACGCCCGCGCCCCUAUCCCGCCUCGCCACGCGCGCUCACGCCCGGAUCCACUGACCACUCUGGCCGCCAACGCCCGCCGCCCUGCCUUUCCCCCGCCGCGAGCCUGCCUCCUCCCGCGCCUCCUUGGCUGCUCGCGCACCCACGCACGGCUCUGCCGUGGCCGUACCCCUCGCCGCACGCGCUCCGGCGCCCGCUCACGGCCGCCGCCACCCUACACCGUCCCGCUGCCUCCCUGCUCCACCAUGGCCGCCGCCCCAACCGCUCCACCCGUGGCCGUUCCCCACUGCCGCCUCCUGCCCGGCGCACCUCGCUGCAGCCGCCGGCGCCCGACGCCUCCACUGGCUUGGGCAGGCGCCCAGUCGCCCAGUGCCCGCUAGGCUCCCCCAGAGCCUAUGACAUAUGGGCCCCACGCCCCCAUUUAAAUAAAAAAGAACUAGAAAAUUAA